Cylicostephanus goldi is the source of this 732-nucleotide messenger RNA. The record is from the annotation of a GenBank genome assembly. NCBI's taxonomy places the organism in Eukaryota, Metazoa, Nematoda, Chromadorea, Rhabditida, Strongylidae.
AUGAGUGCGAUGUUAUGGAGCUCGGACACUGACCCCUCGUGGUCUGCAGAAGAUACCGAUGAAGAGGACCUAGAAAUAAAGGAACUAUUCGCUUUGGAGGCGUUAAGGUUUCAGAAAAAUUGGUAUGUUAUUCAGCUACUUUCAGCGCGAAUUUAUUUUACCAGAGGUAUUCUGCAGGUCAAGGACGCCAUCGAGUUUUACCGUUCAUCAGAGAAAGGCGCUCGAUCACUUUCAUGCAUGACAAACAGAUUUCGUUUUAUAACGAGUGAUUACCAUAUCAAAAAAUUGAGAAAAAUUGAGAAAAGCCAGGAGAUCCGCGCUGAUCGGGUGACACGCUUGCGAGCUCUGGCUUCAAGAUUGAAGCCAGAGCUCAGUAUUGCAUCCAAGUUUGAGCUGGGAAUUGCUUUGCACGAUACGGGUAUCAGAGCAAUUGCCCUGCAGAUAAAUAGAGACGAAAUGUGCACUGAGAAUUUCAAGGCGAGUAACAGAUGGAUACAGGAAUUCAAGAAACGAUGUGGAAUUGUCUCAAGGAGAGUCAUAACUUUCGUAUCUAGGAGGAAUUUCAUGAAUUCUGACCGCCUUGCUUCUCAAGCCGAAGCAUUUGUCACCGCGGUUCGAAGAGAGUUAAGUGGUUGGCCUGUGGUCUGUAACACAGACCAAAGCGGAUUUUUCAAGGAACUGCAUUCCGCUAGGACAUUGGCUAUGAAGGGCUCGGAAAAGUCACAAGAGUAG